CCCCUCCGCCCCUGCAGCCUGCGGGCCGGGCAGCGCCCCCUUUAAGCGCCGGGAGGGAGCCGCCCUGCCUGUGGCUGCGCUGGGCGCUCCCCUCCCCUUGGCCCCGCCGGUCCCCGGGGUUGGAGCCAGCAGCAGCAGUCGCCGCGGAGGCGCAGGCCGGGUUCGAGGAGCGGCGCCGAGCGCACGGCAGCCUGGGACUCCAGCUGCGUCCUGCCGGCUCCUUCCAGCGCCCCGAGCCCGCCCCUGCUGCCCUGAGUUCGGGGGCCCGCGGCGAGUCAGCUGUCUGAGGCUCAGAGUCCAGCCUGCGGAGGAGCUGGAAAAGUGACCAUGAUCCCCGCGCUGCUGCUGCUGUUGCUCCGGAUCCUGGGCGGAUGGGGCAGGAUGGCUGGCCCCCACCCCAGGCUCAGACUGUCCUUCCAAGAGUUAAAAGCGCGCCAUGGGCUGCGCACCUAUGGGCUGGAGCGCUCCUGCUGCUACGAGGCGCUGCUCCUGGACGAGGAGCGGGGCCGGCUCUUCGUGGGCGGCAAGAACCACCUGGCCUCCCUGAGCCUGGACAACAUCAGCAAGCAGGACAAGAAGAUCCACUGGCCGGCGCCUGUGGAGUGGAGGGAGGAAUGCAACUGGGCCGGCAAAGACAUCAACGCCGAGUGUAUGAACUUCAUCAAGAUCCUGCACCUGUACAACCGCACCCACCUAUACGCCUGCGGCACGGGCGCCUUCCACCCCACCUGCGCCUUCGUGGAGGUCGGCCAGCGCAUGGAGGAACCCGUCUUUAAGCUGGAUCCUGCAGCCAUGGAGGACGGCAAAGGGAAGAGCCCGUACGACCCGCGGCACGUGGCUGCCUCGGUGCUCGUGGGGGAGGAGCUGUAUUCCGGGGUGGCCACCGACCUGAUGGGCCGCGACUUCACCAUCUUCCGCAGCCUGGGGCUGCGCCCGUCCAUCCGUACCGAGCAGCACGACUCCCGCUGGCUCAACGAGCCCAAGUUUGUGGACGUGUUCUGGAUCCCGGAGAGCGAGAACCCGGACGACGACAAGAUCUACUUCUUCUUCCGCGAGACGGCGGUGGAGGGGCAGCAGGGGCUGGGCAAGGCCAGCUUCGCCCGCAUCGGCCAGAUCUGCAGGAACGACCUGGGUGGGCAGCGGAGCCUGGUGAACAAGUGGACAACGUUCCUGAAGGCCAGGCUAGUGUGUUCAGUGCCAGGCAGCGACGGGGGCAGCACCUUCUUCGACGAGCUCCGUGACGUCUUCCUGCUGAGGACGAGGGACACACGGAACCCCCUACUCUAUGCCGUCUUCUCCACCUCCAGCUCGGUGUUUAGGGGCUCCGCCGUCUGCCUGUACAACAUGCACGACAUCCGCCGAGCCUUCCUGGGGCCCUUCGCUCACAAGGAGGGGCCCAACUACCAGUGGGUAUCGUACCAGGGCCGUGUGCCCUACCCUCGCCCGGGCAUGUGCCCCAGCAAAACCUUUGGCACCUUCAGCUCCACCAAGGAUUUCCCCGACGAUGUGAUCCAGUUCGCCCGCAACCACCCACUCAUGGCCAGCCCCGUGUUGCCACACAACCAGCGGCCCAUUUUCCUGCAGACCAGCGGGGACUACACCUUCACCCACAUCGCCGUGGACCGGGUGACGGCCGCCGACGGGCACUACGACGUCCUCUUCAUUGGCACAGACGUUGGCACGGUGCUGAAGGUGGUCUCGGUGCCCAAGGAGAGCUGGCAGAACAUGGAGGAGCUGCUGCUGGAGGAGCUGCAGGUGUUUAAGGAUUCGUCCCCCAUCACCAGCAUGCAGAUCUCGUCCAAGCGGCAACAACUCUACGUGGGCUCCCCGACGUCCCUCUCCCAGCUGCCCCUGCACCGCUGCGGGAUCUACGGCAAGGGGUGUGCCGAGUGCUGCCUGGCCAGAGACCCCUACUGUGCCUGGAACGGCACCAGCUGCACCCGCUACAUGCCCAACACCAAGAGGCGUUUUCGGCGACAGGACGUCCGGAACGGCGACCCCAACACGCUGUGUUCUGGAGAUCCCCACCAGAGCAGCGUGCCGGAGAAGAAGCUGUAUGGGGUAGAGGGCAGCAGUGCCUUCCUGGAGUGCGUGCCCAAGUCCCUGCAGGCCCGGGUGCUGUGGACCUACCAGAAAGCCAGCGACACCCCGAGGAAGGAGGUGCAGCUGGAUGAGCGGGUGCUGCUGACGGAGCGGGGCAUCCUCCUCCGCAGCGUGGCGCGCAAGGAUGCCGGGCUUUACCACUGCCAGGCCACGGAGCAUGGCUUCACCCAGACCCUCCUGCGCCUCUCGCUGGAGGUGAUCGGCGCCCAAGAGGAGGCACCCGCUGAGCCAGCCAGCAGCAAGCUGUGGUACCAGGACUUCCUGCAGCUGGUGGACCACCCCAACCUCAGCGCCAUGGAUCAGGUCUGCCAGCAGUUGUGGGGCCGCACAAGCCACCAGCCCAAGAAGAAGCCACCCCGGCCUCCCCCACUGAGCAUCCAGGCCAAACCCCACAAGUGGAAGUAUGUGGAGGAGACACGGAAAGCCCGCAAACGGCGCACACACGAGCUGCCCCGCGCUGAGAGAGGACCCCGCAGCGCUGCCGCCUGGUGACCUGCCGGACUCCUGCUAGGAGGCGGAGGGAGGGGAGGGUGGGGAGAGGGGAGACCGGCGAGCCAAGCUGGCAGUGGGUUCCCUCUGUGCGUAGCUAGGUGGGGGUGGCCGCGCCCUUGAGACACUCUUCUCCCCAGCCAAGUGCGGGGGGAGCCCCCGGGGCCUGCCCCACAAUCAGAGAUGGGGGCCCAGGCCUCAGACCAAAGGCUUUGGGAGGCCAGUGGGAGAGGAGCAGGGGCCUUGCGCCAUCCAGACACCGAAGAGGCCUCCUGGAUCUGACCGUGCCCCAGCCUGGAUCGUCCCCCGUGGGGCAGAUCAAUCCAGCAGGGACUGUUUUUGUUCGAUUGGCCCUCGGCCCCUGCGCAACAUCCUUUAACCCAGCCCUCUCCAGAGUCAGGAACCUCCCGCAGACAGUUCCUGGCAAAUCCCUGUUUGGCAUGCGCUAGGGGGCAGGGAAGCUGGUACCUGGGUUCCCCCUGCUCCCCUGGGGACACGACCACUGAUGUAUUUAUUAAUGGACUGUUACUGAUGAAUGUAAACCCGCCUCAGGCUGCACCCGUACUGGGGGGUGCUGGUCUGGUCCUAGGUACGUGGGCACAUUCCUGGCUGGUGGCUUCUGGGAUGGGUGUGUGUGGUCCCAUGGUGCAAUGGGGGUGGGGGGGCGCAGCAGGCAGGAGAUCAGAGCCCAAGCGUCUCUCCUCACUUGGGCCGCUCCCUGAUUGGAAUUAGGGGCAGGGUUCCCGCCUAAUGAGGCAGCACAGGAGAGAGCACUGUGUGGCUGGGAAGGUUCCAGCUUCCUGCAGGGUGUGGGGAAGGAGGAGCAAGUGACCCCAAUGCCCCGAGUCUUCGGCCCGAUCCCAAACCCAGGGCAAACUGAUCUGUGGCCCCUGGGGAAGCAUGGGGCGUGCUGGGCAUUCGAGGCCAGGAGCCAGCUGGCCUUGAGGCCUGAGCCACAGAGUGGUUCCCCACGACCACCUCCCAAACCUGGCUCUGUGGAAGUGGAAUAACCGCAGGCCUUGUGGAAGUGGGAUCUGGGUCCAGACCAGGCACUUUCAGCCCGGCUCUGGCAGUGCCUGGCGGCCAUUCUGGCUGCUGGCCAUUUGUGACUGGCGCUGAACAGGUGAGCCCAUCGCAACUGGCCUCCCUUGUUGGGUGUCACCACCGGAAGCCUGAGGCCUGUCUGGGGAUGGAGAGCGGCUGUCACCCAUAGGGGGGUCAGGGGAGGGGGCUGCCCUGGGGUGGAGGCAGCUUUCCCAGUUGCUCCUGGCCAGGGACAAGGCAUUUCAGUCCCAGGCUGCGUCCGUGCAGCGCCUUUCACCAGCUGGGUAGCGCAGCGGGCUUCAGGUGACCAAGUCCCUUCACCUCUGUGGCCCCUCCUUCCCCUGGCCACGAGGCCCGGGGAACAGCCAGCGCAUGGAGAGCAGUCACAGAAAUGCUCCAGGUACGAGCUGCGUGUUAUAACGUUAAGUCUGAGCCCUGGCUGGCCGUGCCCACACAGAAUGGAGUGCAUAGCUCAGCAGGCACAGCGGCAGGUCAUCAAAAUGGGACCUCUCCCCCGAGGAUGAGAUUUCAGCCCAGAUCUACAGUGGUAUUUAGGCUCCUAACUCCUGUUGUAGUCAAUGAAAGUUAGGCUCCUAAAGACCUUGGAGGAUCUGGCCUUUGGGUGGGUAUAUCGGUCGCGUAGCCCCUUCAAAACCUACCAGCCUGGGUCUCCUGUCUUUCCUCUCCCCUUUGGGUGUGAUGCCACUGACCCUGCUGUGGAGACGCGGGUGAGCGAAGAGGAAAGCACCACUUAGGUUUUCAGGAGCCAGCCCGCAUGGAUGCGAUCACCGCUGCGCUGACAGUGAGGCAGGAAAAUAGGGGGUGGAAAGAGAAGGAAGGCGGCGGUCGCAGGCCGGGCGGGCCAGUGGAGCCCUGGUGUGGGAGAAGGGAGCAUGGCACAGAACUGGACCCAGCCCGGCGGGACUGUAUUAUAUUAACACAAUAAAAGCAGUUGAUGAA
This is a messenger RNA of Chrysemys picta bellii (western painted turtle), 4596 nucleotides long. It is a transcript of the gene SEMA3B, whose product is annotated as semaphorin 3B. The record is from RefSeq and is a predicted model, not a curated record. Gene Ontology annotation, cellular component: plasma membrane. Lineage: Eukaryota; Metazoa; Chordata; Testudines; Emydidae. Gene Ontology annotation, molecular function: semaphorin receptor binding; chemorepellent activity. Gene Ontology annotation, biological process: negative chemotaxis; semaphorin-plexin signaling pathway; negative regulation of axon extension involved in axon guidance.